UUUUGUUUUUCAUGCAAUUUGAGUUCGUUUGCAUCCCGAUUUCAACAAUCACGCAUUCGGGCAUGGCGUAAAUUUUUCGGGGCAAGAAGGUCACCGCCCCCUCAGCCCCCUCCACCCCCGCCAAGUCCGAAGGUGCCCGUACGCAUAUGUCUCGAGCAUAAAGAAAAUGAGCUUUGUAGAAAAUGAGGGCCGAAUAACUUUACAAGAUUCGCUUUCGUUUGUCUCAACUUUCUUUUCCUUCCAGUUUUCAUCCUUUUCCGAAGCGGCUUAUGUCCCGACGUUUCUGAGGAUUGAAUAGCAUGACAGAGUUGAGGGCGAAAAUCAAUACCAGAUAAUUUUUCACGGGUAGUCUGAGACAUCGUUAAUGAUGUGCUUCUCAAUUGUUAUAGUUGCGGUUUUUGAAGAUUCUAGCUACCUUUCAGUACAACAGACGUUCUUUUCGUUUUUCAUGGCAGUCAAGAGAACUCUUGAAGACAAUAUGGAGCAGCCUGUCAGAAUCUUUACCAAAACAAACACAAGCACUGCUUGCAGAUAAACAGAACGAGUGCUGGUGGAAUAUGAUUUCAGAAGACAUAUAAAGAAAGAAAAUAACAUAUGGUGUAGUUUGUGAUGGUCAGAAGUUUAACUGGAUUAUUCUGAAAAGUGAUAGAAUUUUAAAAAUGUUUUUCAAGAGCAUCUGAAAUAAAAGAGCAAAAGUAUAAAGAGUAACAAGAACAAAAUUGAAAAAGAAAGAAAACAAAAACGAAAGAAACGAUAUGACUGCAAGUAAAGUUGGGUUGUACACUACAAAACAAAAGACAAAAGGAAGGCUAGCAGCCAAAGUAUGAGGUGAAAUAAUUUGAAAUGUUCAUGGCCUUUAGAAGACUACCACCCAUCGUAAAGCUCCGAAAGAAACGACUCUCUGAUCUGAUCUCGGGCUGAUCCAGCUUUUUAAUCUGUUUACAUUUUUCUAAUGAACCCCCGAAAUUACGAGCGAGGUCCGGCGUUUCUUUCGGAAAGUCGUUUGUUUCCUACUAGUAAGAGUCGUUACUUUCGGGAUUUGUUUCGGGAGAUAGUUCUACUUGUCCAAAUGUUGCCCAUUAAAACAUUUCAGUCUCAAGUGUAAUUUCCAUAGUGCUAGCCUUACAGUUUUCAUUUUCCGCCCGUGUCUCUGGGGGAUUAGGACGAGAAGUCGUCUGACUAGAGUUGCUGUAUUGUGUUAUAACAUGUCUUGAUUUGCAUAUAUUGGGUUCAUUCAUCUAUGCUGCCAUGACCGGAAACAAAGUCGCUUUAUGGUGCUGUUCCAAACAAACGUAAUACUCUAUUAAGAAAGAUUAAACAAGAUGAAGAUGAAACAUAUGAAGGAAUAUGUUUGGUUUGCGAAUAUCCCGGCAUGGACUUACAACUUCUAUAAUUGGGAUAAUGGUGUAAGUUGAAUUUACCAUGGUUGCAUUAGUUUGUGAAUAAAACCGGAAAGUGGAAUGUAAAUGAAAAAACCUCCAUUCAGAGGGAAUUGAUUUGUAAUUAAAUGUUAUUGUUUAUGAGCAACUGACUGUUGUCGUGGAGAACAAAGGUUGCGGUUUUUUCCUGUUUUAUUACAGCCACUUCACACAACAUUUGUGCCCGACAGGUUACCUACUUUUCGACUAUUCAAUCUGUUCGUUUGAUUUUGCCCCUCAAAAUCCGCACAUUUUCAAUGCAAUAAUGCAAGCGAUACAUAAAGCACCAAAGACAGCGUUAUUUGAAAGUAGGAAAUGGCACAAUUAUCACUUUAAUUAAUGACACAGCACUUGAAACGUCGUAAUCUAAUAUUCAUAAUGUGUCUUCACGUUGUCAGAGCGAAAUAAUUCAGUCAUAAACUGCAUUACUUUUUGGGCCAUGAACUGCGAUAACUGUUCUUCAAAGAAGAAAUUGCUUAUUAAACUGCAAUCAUAUCCAGCUCUAAGGUAAAGGUUUUGGGAAUGACAUUGCUCCAUGUAGCACUGAUGUAAUAUUCAUAGGAAGGGAGAGUCCCUUGCCCUGCCUCACUAAAACUUCCUGUCAUACAAUGACAGGCAAACCGCAGAGUCUGAUUUUGAACCAUGACUCAUUCAUCGAGUCUUAAAUAGUUCGUUGUAUGACAACAGCCGGGCAGGUGCACGCCGGAGUGUUCUCUCGCUGUGAUAAACUCCAAGAGAAGGACAUUACACUGAUCUUUACAGCUCAUUACUUUGGACGUCAGCCAGAUUCAUCUAGAAUAAACUCGAGCUUGGCUAACCUCCCCUUCAUGCCGAUCGUCUGUAAACUCUUACUUUUAAUAGAGUUGAUCUAGCUUGGUUUGCCUGUUUUGCCUUCGAUAGGAGCUGCCUGCAAGACCGUGUCAUGGCGGGGCUGCCUAACAGACCUCCGUCAGUGUGUGUUUUGUCACCACAAGAACUAUCUUACGCGAAAGUUGAUUUUGGUAAAAUUCACAUCCCCGCUAAUGCGCUGAUUAUUGCCGAACACGAGCAAAUAUUCCUAACAGUGGCGAGCAUGUUAAAAGAGCUGAAAGCAGUACUCAUUGGGGAUGCUGGUUAUGUUUACACUGGGAAAAUAGGCUGCCGGCUUGUUUUCUUACUCAAAUGUCGCGAUCGUGGGCCAGGAGCAGUAAUUCAGACCAUAAAGACGCUAAAACCAAGGGCUGGCAUCUUCCUUGGGUUUGGUAAAUCUCUUGCGAGUAGGCCUUAUGAAAUCGGCGACGUGAUUAUCACAGAUGCGGUUUUACGAAAAGAUUGCCAACAAGGAAAACUUGAAAGUUACGCCUGCAGUGAAUGCUUGGUCAAUGUGUUUGAGAACGGCAAGUAUGGCUGGGUCCUUCCAAAGUACCGCAAACAAGCUGUCCAUGUUGGCAAAGUUCUUCAGAUGGGAAAUGUAACAAAAAAUGAAAAAACCAAGGCAGUAGCUGUAAAAACUACCAGCUUGGAUGUACCCGAAUGCAGUAAAGACCUUGGCAGAAAAUGGAUUUCAAUCGUAGGCGUCCUUGGUACCCCGCGUUACCAUGGCGACUCUUCUUGGGAACCCUAUGUAGCAGCAGUCCUGAGUUCACUCGUCAAUCAAGUCCUGCAAGACGAUCAAGUAUUUGCUAUCAUGGGAGGAGAGGCUAGGGGACCCAGGCAACAUAGUCCUGUCUUGAAUAACCCAAUGCAAGAGACAAUGGAUUGCUCAAUGAAGAUGGACGAAUAUAGUUCUCUAUAUGGAUACCCAUCUUCAGUGUCCGACAUUAGUCGAGAGAGGGUCCGGAGACAGGCAGAGUUGUACUGGGAACAAGUUAAAGAUGCCCUUCAUGAGGGAGUCUUCCAUCUCUCACAUCAGCCCAACCCACAGGCCCUGAAUCCGGAUGACUUCAGUAUUAUUCCAUUGGCUAAAUCCCCAGUGGAACACUGUGACGGAAAAGCCCACAAGAAAACACUGGGUCAGCAGCAGUCUGUUGAAAAAGGAAAUCAACAGAUACCAUCACAUCGUUUAGCUCUACCACCCGUCCCCUCCAACAAAACAGGAAAUGCUGAGGUGGGAAAGAGAAAGAAAUCUCCACCAUCCGCAGGCAACAUGCGGUCAUUUUGUCCGACUGUAAGCUCCAGUAUGGCUGUUACCAUGGGGGCGGCUCUUUUGCCCUUGGGGGCCACCCUACAGAGUCAAGGUAGCUGCUAUGAAAUCAUCAGAAUCAGGGCCGAGCAGAGAACCGCAUCAGUCCGCGGCAACGGAAUGUAUGCAAGCGUCCUUCCUCCUAUAGCUCGAGGAAAGAACCAGUACAACACUAUGUGACUCACAGAGUUUUGCUUUAGUACAGUUUUGAUAGUACGUAGAAAGGCGGGAUACUUGACGUUGCUGUAAUUAGCACACUUUUUUUUGUGUGAGAUGUUGUUUUAUUAGACCUGACCUGUACAAGCUUUAGUUUUGCCACUAUUAUUUGUAUACUAUUCGGUUAAGGACAAACCUCUACACUUACACCUACUAGCUAAACAGUAAACAUAGUGUCUAUUAUAGGGGGUUGUAUAAUUCGCAAACCACCAUAUUUUGUUCUCUGGAAACCGUAGACCCCUUUCGUUUUCUCCGAAAAUCCCAAACCGCCCUACUAGUAGGACGGUUAUUAUCACAACCGAUCUUUAGUAGAUUAGUGCGUAACAAAUUUUUAUGAUAUUUUAGCUUAAUAAUCGUAUAUCUCCUCGCAAAGACCAUGAGAUCUCAAGAACAGAACAAAUUGUUUCUACCUUCAUCCAGUGGCCAGCGAACAGAAAGUUUUUAAACCGAAAACCGCGAGCUAAAUUUAUGAUUUCCCUCAACCGCACAAUAUUUUCUUGACCGUAAUGUAAACCCCCAGAUAAAUGUGAAUGUACCCGCAAGCCGGCACUCAAAAUCUUAAACCGCCAAAACCGCCAAACCGCCAUGGGAAUAUUACAGUGCGUUUUCUGAAAGACAAUGAAAACCGAUCAGAUGGCAGAACUGAAACAAUAGAAUCCAACAUUUUCAAAUCCAGCCAAUCAAAUGUCGGGUACGAAACAAUAAAAUCUUAACUUAUCCGAUGUGAUACUCGCUUCUACGGUUUUCUGUUAAUAAAUUGUCAAGCUCAAACCGUUAGAAAUUUCGCGUUAGAAAAUAUUGUGUUACUUUACUUUAGAUUUUACAUCUACAACCGUGAUAAACUCAUUAGAUUGACCGUUUUCCACUGUGAACAGACGGCCACAUAAAAUAUCAUCUUUACGGUUACAUUUAAAAUCGUACAAUAAUAAAUUUGGACAUUUUUUACAAAAUA
Orbicella faveolata is the source of this 4747-nucleotide messenger RNA. RefSeq lists its product as uncharacterized. NCBI's taxonomy places the organism in Eukaryota, Metazoa, Cnidaria, Anthozoa, Scleractinia, Merulinidae. Gene Ontology annotation, molecular function: catalytic activity. Gene Ontology annotation, biological process: nucleoside metabolic process. The record is from RefSeq and is a predicted model, not a curated record.